GAAAAUACAUGGAGAAGGAUGUGCACUAAACAUCAGAAGUUUGUUGUUUACUAUUUUGACUUUGAGACAUAAGGACAGAUACUAACGGGACCCAAAGGCAAAGACUCUCACCUUCAGGAACAGGGAUUGUCCCCUUCUUCAAGAGAGUUUAUCUCCAUAAACAUUUUUCUCAGGGUGAAACUUUGGAACACAAACAGCGGUUCUCACCACCAGGAUUUGAAAGAGAUUCUCACCAUCAAGAAAUAAGGCAUGAUUAUGUUUGGAAACAUUAUUAGAAAAUAAAAGAUGGCAAGAUACUUGCGUAAUCUGCACAAAGUCAUUGUGGGAUUUGGGAGAGGAAGCGCAUGUUUCCACUCUCAGAUAACUUCCCCCCGAUUAGUCCUGGGAAUAGAAACAAGCUGUGAUGAUACUGGAGCUGCUGUUGUUGAUGAAAAUGGAAAGAUACUGGGAGAAUCACUUCAUUCUCAGAAGGAAGUCCAUCUAAAGACCGGUGGCAUUGUUCCUCCUGUGGCCCAACAACUCCACAGAGAUAACAUUUAUAGGGUCGUUACUGAAGCACUAGUCACCAGUGGUGUCUCUCCACAUGAACUUUCUGCCAUUGCCACUACUGUAAAACCUGGACUUGCCUUGAGCUUAGGAGUUGGUCUAUCCUACAGCUUAAAACUUGUCAACGAAUAUCAUAAACCAUUUAUCCCUAUACACCACAUGGAAGCACAUGCACUGACUGUUAGGUUAUUACAUCCUAUAGAGUUUCCAUUUUUGGUUCUGUUAAUCUCUGGAGGCCACUGUAUUCUGGCUUUGGCCAAUGGUGUAUCAGAUUUUCUGCUGCUUGGACAAUCACAGGAUGAAGCACCUGGGGACACUUUGGACAAGGUUGCCAGACAACUUUCACUCAUAAACCAUCCAGAAUGCUCCAGUAUGGGAGGUGGCCAGGCAAUUGAGCACUUAGCUCGUUAUGGGAACAGGCUACUAGUGCAUCUGCGGACACCAAUGUCACAGCACAAGGACUGCAACUUUUCGUUUGCUGGGCUACGUAGCCAGGUCAAUAACAUUAUUCAGAAAAAGGAGGCAGAAGAAGGCAUACACAAGGGGCAGGUACUGUCAUGUGUAUCUGAUAUAGCUGCUUCUGUACAGCACACAGUGGCACGUCACAUUGCCAAAAGAACACAGAGAGCUAUCAUAUAUUGCAAGAAGGAAGGACUGCUACCCCCAGCACAUCCAUUCAUGGUAGUGUCUGGUGGAGUUGCCAGCAAUGGAUAUAUACGAACAACACUACAAAGCAUGUGUGAAGCCAUGGAUGUAUCUUUGCUCUUUCCCCCACCGCAGCUCUGCACAGAUAAUGGCGUUAUGAUUGCCUGGAAUGGUAUUGAAAAAUUACGCAUCGGUUCUGGAAUUAUGUAUGAUACAGAAGGCAUCUGUUAUGAACCAAGAGCUCCUCUUGGAAUAGAUAUUUCUGAACAUGUCAGAGAAGCAGCAAUUAAACUGCCACCAUUGAAGAAUAGAACUGUUUGAUAUCUAUAGACUUUGUAAAGAAAUUAUUUGAAAUUAUGAUGUAAAACCGAUAAUUCUACUUCCCAGUUCCUGAGGACUGAAAUGUGAAUAGCGGACAUUGCUCUCAGGUUGAUCCGUGCUGCAAAGAGUGCAUCAUUCCAGCAAUUUUCUUGAUGGUUUGUUUAAGCCAGGGAUGGGCAACUGCAGCUCUCUGGACUAGUCUUUGUGGCCAGAGGAAAAACAAAAGGAAUGUGUGCCAUAGUUUCUGUGGCCCCAAGGAAAAAGCAGAAAUAAAAAAUUGUGCUUUGGGAGGCCAAAACUCAAGAGUAUUCUAAACGGGAGAGUAGCAGAUAAAGGGUACAAUGCAACCCUAACUAUAUUCCCUUUGCCAUUGAACUUUUUUUUAGUUUUUAUUUGUGUUUUAAAUAAUAUUUAUGUAGCCCUUAAGGCUUCUUAAAUAUUGACUUGUGGCCUCCAUAUGUUAUAAAUUGGCCAUCCCUGGUCUAAGCAAUAGUAGUAACAUCAAAAUAAAUAUUGACAUGAUGCAAACAAAACUAAAAUCAGAUGUUCACAUGUGGAACAAACUGAUGUAAAUGUUAUGUUUAUCAGCAAACAAUAUAGUAGUGGUGAUUACUAUGUACAAAAUAAUCGUUCUGGAGCGUUUGCUUCAAUGUUACCACCAGUGAAGGAAGAACCUCAUUUGGUGACAUAAUACUUUGGGAGAGGAUUCUGCUUCUGCACUCCCUCUAGACCAGAAAGCUAUUUGUUGUCUAUGGAAAAUCAAGUAAAUGGUAACAGCUUUGAAAGGUGUUUCAUUGACCCAGUGACCAUUAUGUAACCUUUUCAGAUGUUACUGUAUUGAUUUGAGGUUCCCAGUCAUAUGAUGUCUUGGAGAAACACUCUAAACAGGAUCUGACACCUAUAAACAGCCCCCUGUUUAAUGGAACAAUAGAGUUCUUGGACAAAUUCACAUUCCAGCAUUCUCAUUCAUCUAGGGUGAAUGGUAAUGUGGGGUAAAUAUUCUACACAUUUAUUGCUUUCAUGAAAACUAAAUGAUCUGUGAUUGUAUAGAUAGGAAAUGACUGACACCAUCCAAGCAAUCACUUUGAGAAGAUCAGAAAUAACUUUAAGAUUAAAGGCUGUUAACCUUUUUUAAAGA
Messenger RNA from Bombina bombina (fire-bellied toad), 2650 nucleotides. RefSeq names its product O-sialoglycoprotein endopeptidase like 1 (gene OSGEPL1). NCBI's taxonomy places the organism in Eukaryota, Metazoa, Chordata, Amphibia, Anura, Bombinatoridae. Gene Ontology annotation, biological process: tRNA threonylcarbamoyladenosine modification. The record is from RefSeq and is a predicted model, not a curated record. Gene Ontology annotation, cellular component: mitochondrion. The coding region runs from base 286 to 1512 and encodes 408 amino acids. The transcript is spliced from 9 exons.